AAUAUGAUUAGCCAAAAUCCGUCUACCGAUCAGUCUUCAUUUUUUUCACCAUUGUCAGAAGAUAUUCUAAUUAGUCCAGCAACCAAUUCUAAUGAAAAGCAUAAUCAAACACCACAAUUAAAGUGUAGAAGAAGAUUAACUUUGGAAAAUUCAAAUAAAUCAAAAAAUACUGGAACCGAAAUUAAAAAUAAUAAAAAUAAAAUCGAUAAAGAAUCAAAUGAAGGUUCUCAACUUAAAUGAAGCAGCUGAAUUACUUGGUGUUCCAAAAAGACGUCUUUAUGAUAUUACCAAUGUACUUGAGGGUGUUGAUCUUAUUGAAAAAAUUGGCAAAAAUAGUAUUAAAUGGAGGGAUCAAUCAGAGUUUACAAAUUCAGUAACAUAUCAAAAAUUAAACAAAGAAAAUAUUGAAUUAAUUAAUGAAGAAAUAGGUUUAGAUAAAUUUAUUCAAUCAGUCUCGUCUUCACUUAAAUUAGCAAAAGAGGACCCAACAGAUGCUUUUUAUAGUUAUUCUCUUUUAACUGAUUUUCGUUCCUUGGAUAAUUUUAAAAAUAAAAUGUUAAUUGCUGUUAAAGCUCCAAAAGAUUCUUCAUCUUCUAUUGAGGUUGUUGAUCCAAAUGAAACUCAAAAAUUUGAAGUUAUUAUUAAAAAUGAAAAUGGUGGACCUUUAAAUUCUUUUGUUUGUCCGGAAGAUAUUAAUGAAAAUAUUGAAGAGAAUAAUUCAAUAAAUAAAUUAACUCCUUCAAAAUAUUCAAAUAAACAACAAAAACAGCAAGAAUGUAGACAAUUUACUCCCCCUUUUUCACCAAUUAAAAUGGCAAUGCUUCUUUCUUCACCUUGUAAAAUUGACAAUAAAUAUUUGCAAACUGAAGCAAUUUCUUCAAAUAAAAUUGAAUUUUUACAAGAAAAUACUUUACUUUCAUUAGACCCUCCAAUUGAAGAAAAUAAUAUUAACCCUUAUUAUAAUUUGUCACUUUUGGAUGAACAACAACAAAAUUCUGAUGUUAGUAUUUUAAAUGCAAUAUUUGGAAAUGAUUUUUAAAAAAUGGUUUGAUUUUUUAAUUUUUUUCGCAAAUGUAAUUUUUUUAAAUAUCUUGUGUUUGAAGGCAACGAAAUUAAUGUUACGGCAAAAUUUCAUUAUAGGGUUAUCAAAAAUUUUGGCUCUGGUCCAUUAAAAAGUUUAUGAAACUAAUAAAAACUCGUAUAAGCCUAAACAAAAUUUUACGAUUCCAAUUUAAAUCGGGGAGUACACCUUUCCUCUGCAAAAGUUUUUAUUUUUUUUACAAUUUUAAUUUUGUUGUCUUCAAUUCAUUU
Molecule: messenger RNA, 1311 nt
Organism: Meloidogyne enterolobii
Lineage: Eukaryota; Metazoa; Nematoda; Chromadorea; Rhabditida; Meloidogynidae
Source: the annotation of a GenBank genome assembly